Peronospora matthiolae is the source of this 747-nucleotide messenger RNA. The record is from the annotation of a GenBank genome assembly. Lineage: Eukaryota; Oomycota; Peronosporomycetes; Peronosporales; Peronosporaceae.
AUGUCCGAGCAUCGUCGUCGGAGGUCUCCCGAGCGUCGGACGGCUCGCGAUCGCGGGCGGCAGCAGACGAGACGACGGUCGCGCUCCCGCUCUCUGCCACAGGAAGGCGAACGACGCGAGCAGAAGAGGCAGCGACUGCGACCGCGGACGCGCUCACCGCCGAGUCAAGCGCGCCACGGGGACAAGAAGACGCGCGACUUUUCGCACUUAGUCGAAUGGGGAAAGCAGGAGGAGAAGGACGGGAAGGGGGAGGAGGAAGAGGAGCUGGUGGAGGUGGAGAAGCCGAACUUUGGACUCACGGGCGCGCUGGCCAAGGACCAGACGACGGGGAACAUGCAGAAUGGCGUCGUGCUGAAGUUCUCUGAGCCUUCUGAAGCUCGACAGCCGACGAGACGCUACCGGUUGUACGUGUUCAAGGGCGACAAGAACAUUGCGACGCUUCAUGUGCACCGCAAGAGUGUGUUCCUGAUUGGACGUGACAAGGCCGUGGCCGACAUUUUGACAGAACAUCCGUCGUGUUCGAAACAGCAUGCAGUGCUGCAGUACCGCAUGUACCAGAAACCAACAGCGGACGGUCUGGGCUUCGAGCAGGAAGUGCGGCCUUACAUCAUGGACCUCAACAGCACCAACUCGACCUUCCUCAACGGCCGCGAAAUUGAAGGCUCGCGGUAUAUAGAGCUCAAGGAGAAGGAUGUGCUGAGAUUCGGCGAAAGCACUCGUGAGUACGUGCUCAUGCUGGCCGCCUAG